CCUUAAGACAAACCGAUGUACGUCUUUCCUUCGUCCACAGACCGUGGGGAGGUAAAAUGUUCCAUGUACUUCCUGUGUCUCUCCCGGAACGUUGGUUGCAGUUGCGCGGUUCAUCCGGAUCGCUUAGAAGGAGGAUACACAUCGAGCAAGAUGGCCGCUGCCGCGGUAGGCUCACGUGGAGAGGCAGAAGCCACCGGAGCUGAAGUGGAGGAGGGCGAUAGCGGCUCUGAGUGGAGCUCAGGCAUUCCAGAGGACAGCUUCUCUUCUGGAGGUGAAGAGCUGGAUGGCGAUGAUGAGGAUGAGCCUCAGACCCUGGACACAAAAGCCAAAGAUGCAGCAGAGUCCAGAGAUGCAGCAAAUGCUGGCUGGGCUGAUGCCAUGGCAAAAGUGCUCAAUAAAAAAGUUCCCAAGAGUAAGCCCACCAUAUUGGUUAAAAACAAAGAGCGGGAUAUGGAACGAGAGAAGGAGAAGCAAGAGAGGCUGGAAAAGAGGCGGCAGCUUGAUAAAAAGCGGGAGUGGGAAAUGAUGUGCAGAGUGAAGCCAGAUGUUACUAAAGACAGAGAACUGGAGAGAAACCUUCAGAGAAUUGCCACGAGGGGUGUUGUUCAGUUAUUUAAUGCUGUUGGGAAGCAUCAAAGAAAUGUUGAUGAGAAGGUGAAAGAAGCAGGGAGUUCAGAAAGAAAACGGACAAAAUUGAUCUCGUCUGUUUCAAAGAGAGACUUUAUCAAUGUACUGAGAGGAAUGGAAGGGGGACGAAUGGAGGGAAAUGCUACCGGGAAGUCCUUAAAAAGCAAACAGGGCGAAUCUAAAUCUGAAGAAGGGCCAGCCUGGAGUAUAUUACGAGACGACUUCAUGAUGGGAGCCUCAAUGAAAGACUGGGAUAAAGAGAGUGAUGGGGAAAACAUAACUGGGCAAAAUGGAAUCAAGCAAGACAGUGGAGGUGACUCAGGCAGAUGAAAUCAAAAGUGGUUCAAAAAUCAGUGUUAUCGAUUCUUGGUUCAAGCAAGGAUGCAUUUUCUUUCUUUUUUUACAAAAGAUCUCUGAAGGUUGAGGAAAACGUAUUUUAACAAAACAUCUAACAAUCCUGAAAUCUGCAGUAUUUCCUCAAUAAUGAUGUUUAGCUGAUACAUGUUUCCAAAACAUUUUGUACAGUCAAAAUAGCGGCACCUGCCCAAUCAGAAAGCGGACGUGUUUUUUUUGCUAAGGUUGCUAUGAGUUUAAAUAUUGAUUAACAUUGAUGUAAUAGUAUGCUUGCCUUUCCAUCUCUAUGUUUGUAACUUGGCUAGGUGUUCAUCAGUUCAUAAAAUAAAACAACAAAAUAUC
Rhineura floridana is the source of this 1323-nucleotide messenger RNA. It is a transcript of the gene RRP15, whose product is annotated as ribosomal RNA processing 15 homolog. Lineage: Eukaryota; Metazoa; Chordata; Lepidosauria; Squamata; Rhineuridae. The transcript has 5 exons. The record is from RefSeq and is a predicted model, not a curated record. The coding region runs from base 16 to 957 and encodes 313 amino acids. Gene Ontology annotation, biological process: maturation of 5.8S rRNA; maturation of LSU-rRNA. Gene Ontology annotation, cellular component: preribosome, large subunit precursor.